AUGUAUGAAGGGAAGAAGACGAAAAACAUGUUUCUGACCCGGGCCCUGGAGAAGAUCCUGGCCGACAAGGAGGUGAAGAAGGCGCAUCACUCCCAGCUGCGCAAAGCCUGCGAGGUGGCAUUAGAGGAGAUAAAGGCUGAAACAGAAAAGCAAAGUCCCCCUCAUGGAGAAGCAAAGUCUGGUUCAAGCACUCUUCCACCUGUGAAAUCAAAGACAAGCUUCAUUGAAGCGGACAAAUACUUCCUCCCGUUUGAAUUGGCAUGCCAGUCCAAGUGCCCCAGGAUUGUCAGUACAUCCCUAGAUUGUUUACAGAAACUUAUAGCAUAUGGGCACUUGACAGGGAAUGCUCCAGACAGUACAGCUCCAGGAAAAAAACUAAUUGAUAGAAUUAUCGAGACAAUAUGUGGCUGUUUUCAAGGCCCUCAAACAGACGAAGGGGUUCAGCUACAAAUAAUAAAGGCUUUGCUCACUGCAGUAACAUCUCAACACAUAGAAAUCCACGAAGGAACAGUACUACAGGCUGUAAGAACAUGUUACAAUAUCUACCUAGCAAGCAAAAAUCUUAUCAAUCAAACUACAGCCAAGGCCACUCUAACACAAAUGCUGAAUGUCAUUUUUGCACGUAUGGAAAAUCAAGCACUUCAGGAAGCCAAACAGAUGGAAAAGGAAAGACACAGGCAGCAACACCAUCUCCAGCAGUCUCCAGUAAGCCAUCACGAGCCUGAAUCACCUCAGUUGAGACAUAUUCCAGCACAGGCUGAUCAGCUGUCCAAAGACCAUGAGAGAGAGCUUGACCACAGCACAAACCAUGUGGACAAGAACCUUCAAGAAGAUAUUGAGGCAGAAAAUGGAUCUGACAUUUCUAGUGCUGAAAAUGAACAGACAGAAGCUGACCAAGCCACAGCAGCAGAAAAUCUUUCUAAAGCUGAUGGAGGAACUUACGAUGGUGAAAGCAAUGAGUGCGAAGAGAAGGCACAAGAAAUUGUAGAAAGUAUUGUGCAGGAAAUGGUGAACAUAGUAGUUGGAGAUGUGGAAGGGACUGCAGGUGGUGAUGGCACAACUGUAUCCUUAGAGGAUGGCAGUGACAGUGAAAACAUUCAGGCAAAUGGAAUUCCAGGGACUCCAAUUUCUGUUGCUUAUACACCAUCUUUACCGGAUGACAGAUUAUCUGUCUCUUCCAAUGAUACUCAGGAAUCUGGAAAUUCUUCAGGACCUACCCCUGGUGCUAAGUUUUCCCACAUUUUACAAAAGGAUGCCUUCCUUGUAUUCAGGUCACUGUGUAAACUCUCCAUGAAGCCCCUGUCAGAUGGACCACCCGAUCCAAAAUCUCAUGAACUGCGAUCAAAGAUUCUUUCAUUGCAGUUGCUUCUGUCCAUUCUGCAAAAUGCAGGACCAGUCUUCAGGACAAAUGAGAUGUUCAUUAAUGCUAUAAAGCAGUACCUCUGUGUUGCACUGUCAAAAAAUGGAGUCUCAUCAGUUCCAGAAGUAUUUGAACUUUCACUUUCCAUAUUUCUUACCCUCCUGUCAAACUUUAAGACUCAUCUAAAGAUGCAGAUUGAGGUUUUCUUCAAAGAAAUUUUCCUGUAUAUCUUGGAAACUUCUACUAGCUCAUUUGAUCAUAAGUGGAUGGUUAUACAAACACUGACAAGGAUAUGUGCAGAUGCUCAGAGCGUGGUGGACAUCUACGUGAACUAUGAUUGUGAUUUAAAUGCAGCAAAUAUAUUUGAAAGGCUGGUUAAUGACUUAUCAAAGAUUGCUCAAGGAAGAGGUAGCCAAGAACUUGGCAUGUCCAAUGUUCAGGAAUUAAGUUUGAGGAAAAAAGGAUUGGAAUGCUUAGUAUCGAUCUUGAAAUGCAUGGUGGAGUGGAGUAAGGAUCAAUAUGUAAAUCCCAAUUCCCAGACAACCCUUGGCCAAGAAAAACCCACAGAACAGGACAGCAGUGAAACCAAACAUCCUGAAACAAUUAACAGAUAUGGAAGCUUAAAUUCUUUGGAUUCUACUGCUUCAUCAGGAAUUGGCAGUUACAGCACGCAGAUGUCUGGCACUGACAACCCAGAGCAGUUUGAAGUCCUAAAGCAGCAAAAGGAAAUAAUAGAACAAGGAAUUGACUUAUUCAACAAGAAACCAAAGAGGGGGAUUCAGUACCUGCAAGAACAAGGAAUGCUUGGCACUACCCCUGAAGAUAUUGCUCAAUUCUUGCAUCAAGAGGAAAGAUUAGAUUCAACUCAGGUUGGGGAGUUCCUGGGAGACAAUGAUAAAUUUAACAAAGAAGUCAUGUAUGCAUAUGUAGACCAACACGACUUUUCGGGAAAGGAUUUUGUUUCAGCUCUGCGCAUGUUUCUAGAAGGAUUUCGUCUACCCGGAGAAGCUCAAAAAAUUGAUCGCUUAAUGGAGAAAUUUGCUGCUAGAUAUUUAGAAUGUAACCAAGGGCAAACUCUUUUUGCUAGUGCAGAUACUGCAUAUGUUUUAGCUUACUCAAUUAUCAUGUUGACAACAGAUCUUCACAGUCCACAGGUUAAGAAUAAAAUGACAAAAGAACAGUAUAUUAAAAUGAAUAGAGGUAUCAAUGACAGUAAAGAUCUCCCUGAAGAAUAUUUGUCUGCUAUCUAUAAUGAAAUAGCUGGAAAGAAGAUUUCAAUGAAAGAAACAAAAGAAUUAACAAUACCCACAAAAUCCAGUAAACAAAGUGUUGCUAGUGAGAAGCAGAGGAGACUCCUAUAUAACUUGGAAAUGGAACAAAUGGCUAAAACAGCUAAAGCUCUUAUGGAGGCAGUGAGCCACGUUCAGGCCCCUUUUACCAGUGCAACACACCUGGAGCAUGUGAGACCCAUGUUUAAGUUGGCAUGGACGCCUUUCCUGGCUGCGUUCAGCGUGGGUCUGCAGGACUGUGAUGACACCGAAGUUGCCUCUCUUUGUUUGGAGGGUAUACGAUGUGCAAUCCGGAUUGCUUGCAUUUUCAACAUUCAGCUUGAAAGAGAUGCCUACGUUCAAGCAUUAGCAAGAUUUACAUUGCUUACAGUGAGUUCUGGUAUUACUGAAAUGAAGCAGAAGAACAUUGACACCAUUAAAACUCUCAUCACGGUGGCUCAUACAGAUGGAAACUAUUUAGGAAAUUCUUGGCAUGAGAUUCUGAAAUGCAUCAGUCAACUUGAACUGGCACAGUUAAUAGGAACUGGAGUAAAACCUCGCUACAUCUCAGGGACAGUGCGUGGCAGGGAAGGUUCUUUUACUGGAACAAAAGAUCAGGCACCUGAUGAAUUUGUGGGGCUGGGACUGGGUAAGUGAUGCAGAUAUGAAGUAUU
This is a messenger RNA of Pyrgilauda ruficollis (rufous-necked snowfinch), 3302 nucleotides long. Its product is annotated as brefeldin A-inhibited guanine nucleotide-exchange protein 1. Gene Ontology annotation, molecular function: guanyl-nucleotide exchange factor activity. Gene Ontology annotation, biological process: regulation of ARF protein signal transduction. The record is from RefSeq and is a predicted model, not a curated record. NCBI's taxonomy places the organism in Eukaryota, Metazoa, Chordata, Aves, Passeriformes, Passeridae. The transcript is spliced from 22 exons. Bases 1 to 3285 code for a protein of 1094 amino acids.